This is a messenger RNA of Silurus meridionalis, 1481 nucleotides long. RefSeq lists its product as uncharacterized. Bases 1 to 693 code for a protein of 230 amino acids. NCBI's taxonomy places the organism in Eukaryota, Metazoa, Chordata, Actinopteri, Siluriformes, Siluridae. The record is from RefSeq and is a predicted model, not a curated record. The transcript is spliced from 9 exons.
AUGUUUGCGGAAGAAAUUAUGACUACAACUGAAUCUGAUAGGGUGCACGUCACUUUGAAAGACAUACUUGGUAGUUCCUCAGACAACAACCCUGAGGCUGGAGAUGAGGCUGGCAACCAGCAAAAUAACACAUCUGCACAGGCUGCAACAACACACAAUACAGAAGACACGGUCACUCUGUCGAGGAGGACUCUGAACAUUUCAGCUACGAUCAUCGCCAUCAUUAUUCUCGGUCUCUUUGGUGGAGUUGUUAUCACUGCUUAUAGAUUAAUGGAAGUGAGUGAGCAGCUUUACUCAGGAUUAUCAGAUAUUUCUAAGGAGUUUCUAAGCUUGUCAAGGAAAGAAGGCAUUGUUCCAGAGGAAGUGUGGAGUUGGAUUGUAGCAGCUAAAGCUGAUAUGACUCUUAACCCUCAUUCGGCUCACUAUCUCCUCAAAGUGAGCAAUGAUGGUAAAAGUCUCUACCAAGCAUCAUUUAGCAGUCCUCCCCGUGUCCCGACGGACGAGACAUACCUGGUGUGUAUCUGUGUUUCGUCCAAGAACCUGUUGAACACCAGGUCUUAUUAUGAGCUGAAGGUGACGCAGAGUGUGCCGUGGACUCUGGGUCUACGCACUGAGUCUUUGAUGCAGAUAGCACCCCUGAUACACAUCCUGCUGGUGGCAUUUGGACCAUCGCCUCAACAGGGGGUAAAAUAAUAAUCAACGAUAAUAAAGUCACUCCGACACUACACGUCACUCCGGCUAGACUUGGUCUGUAUUUGGACUACGCAAGAGGUCAAGUGUCCUUCUACGAUUCAGUGGUUAAACGUCACCUACACACUUAUCUUACCACCUUUAAAGAAAAACUUCAUUUCUAUGCAUCUGUUCAAGUUCAGAUGGAGGAAACCCAAGAGUGGCUCUUUACAUUUGUUUGAGUAGGUCAGUUUAAUGAGCUAUUAAUGUGCCUUCAAAGCAGCUUUAUUGCUUUUAAUGUGUUUUCAAACUCAUUUUGAACUUCUAUUAUUGAAAAUAGCCCCAAAAAAUCUGUACAUCAACCUGCAAAAUACAACUCAUAAUCUAUUAGCGUGUAAAGGGCAGGAAAUGAUCAGUCUCUCUCUCUCUCUCUCUCUCUCUCUCUCUCUCUCUCUCUUUAUGAGUGAUGGUUUCCCUUGUGGAAAGUGACUAUUUGAUAUGCCUCCCUGUUUGUAUAAAUAUUGUAGGAUGUUUUAAAGUUAGUGUGUAUUAUAUCCUUUAAAUGUUAUAAAAUGUUUGUGGGCACAGGCACAUUCAACAAUCAUAUCGUCUCACCUGUUCUGUUCUGAAAAUAUAAUUGAAGAUGAGAUUUUAAAUACUGUAAGAGGUUUAAUUAAUACUCCCACACCGAAACAGGCGAGCAGCUGGAAGUAAACUGGGAAGUUCACACUGUUCCUUGUCAUUCUAAAGAACUUAAUGUGUUUUGAAUGUUCAGUGCAGAACAUUUGCAAUAAAAAAUAUAUUGUACUAUA